Sphenostylis stenocarpa is the source of this 1464-nucleotide messenger RNA. The record is from the annotation of a GenBank genome assembly. Lineage: Eukaryota; Viridiplantae; Streptophyta; Magnoliopsida; Fabales; Fabaceae.
AUGGCAUCCUCAUCUUCUUGUCAUGUUGGUGAAAUAAAACAUGAUGUGUUCAUCAGCUUCAGAGGGACAGACGUGCGCAAAGGUCUUCUCAGCCAUUUGAUAAGAGAAUUACGGCGCAAGCAGAUUGAUGCGUAUGUGGAUGAGAGACUUGAUAAAGGAGGUGAAAUAUCAUCCUCGCUUCUCACAGCAAUUGAAGGGUCACAAAUUUUAUUGGUCAUUUUCUCCAAAGACUUUGCUUCCUCACAGUGGUGCUUGGAAGAGCUUGCCAAAAUGGUUGAAUGCAUGGAAACAAAUAAACAGAUUGUUCUACCUGUUUUCUUCAACGUAGAUCCAUCACAUGUGCGCCACCAAUAUGGAGAUUAUGGAGAUGCUUUAGCUAAACAUGAAGAAAAGUUCAAGGGAAACCUGCUCAAGGUACAAAGUUGGAGAUCAGCUUUGAAAAAAGCUGGUCUUUUAUCCGGAUUUCAUUAUCCAACCAAUUUUGAGAAUGAAUCUGAUCUUGUCGAUGAAAUUGUGGAAGACAUUUCAGUAAAAUUGAGCAAGUAUUACCCAAAAGACAGCAAAGACUAUGUUAUAAAGCAACUAGAUGCUUGGGGAUUUUAUGGAGCUAGUGGACUGGAGGUUCUCCAACGAAAAGCUCUUAUAACAAUUUCAAAUGACAACAGAAUACAAAUGCACGACCUGAUUCGACAAAUGGGUUGCGAAGUAGUUCGUCAAGAAUCUAUCAUAUAUCCAGGAAGACGCUCCCGAUUGCGGGAUAAAGAGGAAGUAUGCAAUGUGUUGAGAUAUAAGCUGGGAAGCGAUAAGGUGGAGGCCCUGCAAAUAGAUGUGUUUGGAAUUAAAGAUUUACCUCUGAAAUUAGGCAUUUUUAGAAAGAUGCCUUGGCUAAGAUUUCUCAAAUUUCAUUUCCCAUUGCAUGCUGAUAUUUUCCUGCCGCCAAGCCAAGAUGGAAAUUUAUGGUAUGGACAAAAUGAAUUCCCGUUGCUUUUAUCUGCAGGGUGCAAAGAACUGAUGAAAGUUGCAAGUGAGAUUCACAUAAAAUGUGUUGACUACCUUUAUAUUGAUGGUUGCUCAGAUCCUUCACUCCUGAACAAAUCUUCAGUAACAUCGACGAACUUAGGACGUCAUGGAGUGGAAACAAUAUCGUUGGUAUUGAUGUCACAGAACGAAUCCAUUGGUUCCCUCAGGAAUCUUGAAUGCUCAGAUUUGCUUGAUCAACAAUUUAAGACUCUGGCCGAUGAGCUACUUUGCUUGAGAUCUACUUAUUAUCUUAAGCUUUGUAAGAAGAGCACGGGACAAGACAGCAUAAAACCUAAGUUACACAUUCUGUUUGACUGCUUAAGGUUUUAUGAGAGAAUAUCUGUGAGCCAGUUGGAUAAUGCAGAUGUUGGGGGUAAUCGGGUGAUGUUUCUUCAUAUGGCAGUGUUGACUUACCCACUAAGAUAUGGCAGCAUGGAUGGAUAG